This is a messenger RNA of Populus trichocarpa (black cottonwood), 995 nucleotides long. RefSeq lists its product as uncharacterized. The record is from RefSeq and is a predicted model, not a curated record. NCBI's taxonomy places the organism in Eukaryota, Viridiplantae, Streptophyta, Magnoliopsida, Malpighiales, Salicaceae. Gene Ontology annotation, molecular function: calcium ion binding. The coding region runs from base 123 to 710 and encodes 195 amino acids. The transcript is spliced from 2 exons.
UUGAGAUUAGAGGUGAGCCCCUUCCUCGUAGAGUCCCUUCAGAGUUUUGAAGUAUUGUAGAUCUAAGCUACCUCUUCCAUUAUCCUCUUAAAUUUUUCUCCUCUUAAAUAUUACAAGCAUAAAUGGAUAUGGAGGGGAUUCGCCAGGCUGCUGUAGCUUAUUAUGAACAUCUGCCUGAGGAGAAGAAGAAAUCGGCCGAGGACACUUUCAAAGCCAUGGAUAAGAACGGAGACGGGAAAAUUAGCCUACGUGAAUACCUGGGCUAUCUCGCGAGCUCUAACAACGCAGUUUUUACUCAUCCGAACAUCUUUAGCGCUCUGGACAAGGACAACAAUGGAAACUUGGAUUUUGAGGAAACAAAGGUCUUGUACUACAUCUUGUUUAGCGGUAGAGCUCUACUUUGCAAGUGUUGUGGUACGUUCUUGGCAGACGUGUACUUCAGCUGCUUUCAAUGUUUCUGUCUUGAUGAGUCAGCUAGCACCUAUGAUCUUUGUUGUGAUUGUUUUGGUGGAAAAAAGUUCAGACACCUCGAUGGGCACAUCUUCUGGGAUAACUAUACUUUACUAAGUAAAAGCAGGAGCUUGGCACUAAAAGCUCCCGAACAGAAGCGAAGAGAAGUGCUUGAAAAAAUUAAAACGAUAGUGGAAGUUACAGGCUUAGUUGUUGGUGUUGCUGCUAUUGCAUCAUCUUGUGGCUGCAGCAUUAUGUGAAGGAACAAAUGAUGCAUUUUAUUAUCACUAUGUUUUAAUUUUAUUAGGAUUUUGUAAGGGGUGAAACUUGAACCGCUUGCCCAUGGAAGACUAUUAUUAAUGAAGUAACGAAAAACUUCAAACUAGAUUGAGCUUUUCAUGGGGAGCGAUCUUCAGCUAGUAAAGGGACUGACUUCAGCACUGGUCCACAAGCUCUUCAUUUAAAACAGAGCAAAGAAUGUUGGAGAGUGUUGAAUUGUUAUUUGUGAUUUUUUAAAUUAUUGUAUGGUUACUUGUAUUGUUCAA